AUGAUGAAAAAUUCAGUGGAGGAGACGUCGGAGUCUAUCCGCCGGCAUGACGUGUGCGAUAGGUUUAAGGAUAAGUCGCCGUCGCUUCCCUCUCGACCAACUUCUAAAGCACAAAUGUUGGCGAUUCCUCAAUCGAUUUCAGCGAAAUUCUGUAACGCAAUUGGCGACCAGAGCGGCUGUGUUAUCACUACAAUCGAGACGAAAGAGGAUGUUGAUAAAGUGAGUGUAGAGAGGAACUCAGAAGAACACAUAGAAACCGAAUGUCUCAAUAACGUUGAUCAUUUCAUUAAGAAUAAACUUCGUGUUUGGUGCCGAGUUGCUAAUGGAGGAGAGUGGGACUUGGGGAAGUUAGAGUCUGUCUCUGGUGAUGCGGCUUGUGUUAUGUUGUCUAGUACUGAGGUUGUGAAAGUAUCAAUGGAAGAGAUUUUCCCUGCAAACCCAAAUAUUCUCGACGGAGUUGAAGACCUUAUACAGAUUACUUAUUUGAAUGAACCAUCUGUUCUUUACAACCUCCGGGUCAGAUAUUCAAAAGACUUGAUUUAUAGUAAAGCAGGGCCAGUUUUGAUUGCAGUAAAUCCGUUUAAGAAUGUCCAGAUUUAUGGAAACCAAAUUCUAUUAGCAUAUCAGAACAAGGCUUUGGAUUCUCCUCAUGUUUAUACAGUGGCAGAUGCAGCUUAUGAUGAGAUGAUGAGAGAGGAGAAGAACCAAUCUAUUAUCAUAAGUGGAGAAAGUGGAGCUGGGAAAACUGAGACAGCAAAAUAUGCAAUGCAGUACUUGGAAGCUCUUGGCGGAGGUAGCUUUGGGGUCGAAAAUGAAAUCCUAAAGACAAAUUGUAUACUUGAAGCUUUUGGGAAUGCUAAAACAUCAAGAAAUGAUAACUCUAGCCGAUUUGGAAAGCUAAUGGAGAUUCAUUUUAGUGCAAAGGGAAAGAUAUGCGGAGCUAAACUUGAAACUUUCUCUUUCGAUCAGUCAAGAGUAGUUCAACUGUCCAGUGGCGAGAGAUCCUACCAUAUCUUUUAUGAAUUGUGUGCAGGGGCUUCACCAAUUCUUAAAGAGAGAUUGAGGCUUAAAGUAGCAAGUGAAUACAAGUAUUUGAACCAGAGCAAUUGCUUAACCAUUGACCGCAUUGAUGAUGCUCAGAAGUUUCACAAACUGAUGGAAGCUUUCAACAUUGUUCAAAUUCCUCAAGAAUAUCAAGAACGUGCAUUUGCUCUGCUUGCAGCUGUGUUAUGGUUAGGGAAUGUAUCUUUUGAAGUGAUUGAUAAUGAAAACCAUGUGGAAGUGGUAGCUGAUGAAGCUGUCACUAAUGUAGCUAUGUUAAUGGGCUGCAACUCAAAGGACCUUAUGGUGGUUUUGUCUACAUGCAAGCUCCAAGCUGGUAGAGAUUGCAUUGCUAAAAGGCUGACACUACGACAGGCGACUGAUAUGAGAGAUUCCCUAGCAAAAAUCAUCUAUGCGAGCCUUUUUAACUGGCUUGUUGAGCAAAUAAAUACUUCACUGGAAGUUGGUAGAUCACGUACAGGAAGAUCUAUUAGUAUCCUUGAUAUAUAUGGGUUUGAGUCAUUUAAGAAUAAUAGCUUUGAACAAUUCUGCAUAAACUAUGCAAAUGAAAGACUGCAGCAACAUUUCAACCGACAUCUAUUUAAACUUGAACAAGAGGAAUAUGAAGGGGAUGGAAUUGAUUGGACUAAGGUCGAAUUCAAAGACAAUCAAGAGUGUCUAAAUCUGAUUGAGAAGAAACCCAUUGGUGUGGUAUCGUUACUAGAUGAGGAAUCAAAUUUUCCAAAGGCAACUGAUACGACAUUUGCCAACAAGCUCAAGCAGCAUUUGAAGAGUAACUCUUGUUUCAAGGGAGAGAGAGGUCGGGGUUUCAGAGUUAGUCAUUAUGCUGGAGAGGUUCUCUAUGAUACAAAGGGAUUCCUGGAAAAGAACAGAGAUCCGCUGCAUAUUGAUCUUAUCCAGUUUCUGUCAUCAUGCAAAUGUCAAUUACUGAACAUGUUCUCUACUAAGAUGUGUCACAAGUCUCUAAAGCCGGCAACCAUUUCGGACUCCAUGAAUCAAAGUGUGAUUACAAAGUUUAAGGGCCAACUUUUCAAGUUGAUGAGCAAGUUAGAAGACACAACUCCUCACUUUAUUCGAUGCAUAAAGCCAAAUUCAAAGCAGCUUCCUGGACUUUACGAAGAGAAUCAUGUUCUACAACAGCUUAGAUGUUGUGGCGUUUUGGAGAUUGUUAGAAUAUCAAGAUCCGGAUAUCCUACUCGGAUGACACAUCAAGAGCUUGCACUAAGAUAUGGGUUCCUACUGCUGGACACAGAAAUCUCUCAGGAUCCACUUAGCACAUCAAAUGCAAUUAUGAAGCAAUACAAUCUUCCUCCUGAAAUGUAUCAAGUUGGUUAUACGAAAAUAUACCUCCGAACUGGACAAAUUGGCGUCCUUGAGGAAAGAAGAAAAUAUGUUAUGCGUGGCAUACUUGGAUUACAGAAGAAAUUUCGUGGUUAUCUGUCCCGUCAAUAUUUCCACAAUAUGAGAAAUGCAGCAGUGAUACUUCAAUCAUAUAUUCGGGGUGUAAAUGACAGGAGAAACUACAUUGUGGUGGAGAAAGAGGCUAUUGUUUCCUCAGCAAUAACUGAAGAUCUUGAUGCAAUCAUACACCUUCAAUCUAUGGUACGCGGAUGGUUGGUUCGUAAACACUUAAAAAAUAGAAUGCAACAGAAGAAACAACCACAGAAUGAGAAGAAGAAAUCGAGAAGAAAGUUUAGGAGGAGAAUUUUAGAAGAUAAGGACAUUCUUUUAGAGCAGUUUCAGGUCCAACCUUUGGUUCUUGCUGAUCUUCAGAGCCGGGUUCUAAAAGUCGAAGCUGCUAUUAUGCAGAAGGAAAAUGAAAACACUAAUUUGCAGGAAGAGUUGCAACGAUUUGAGGUACGAUGGUUAGAGCACGAAGCAAGAAUGAAGUUAAUGGAGGAAACAUUGCAAAAGCAUAUGUCGUCAAUGCAGAUGAGUCUUGCAGCUGCGUGUAAGAUCAUGGUUCCAGACAAGACUGCAAGUGAUGGUAAUGACUCAGAGGAGACAAUGUCCCAUGGAACUACCACAGAAGAGCUUAAUGGCAGCUUGAAUGCUGUUAAGAAUCUUUCUGUUGAAUUUGAACAACGGAGAGUCGUAUUUGAUGAGGAUGUGAAGUGUCAUGUGGAUGUGAAAUUGGAACCAGACUCGGUUUCAAUCAGGAAGCAGCACGCAGGAGAAGAACUCAGUAGACUGAAGUUAAGAUUUGAAAAGUGGAAGAAAGAUUACAAAGCAAGACUAAGAGGGACAAAGGCAAGACUUCGGUUAAAUGGUGAUAAAGAUGGUCGUCACAGGAAAUGGUGGUGCAAGAAAAGCAGUUGA
This is a messenger RNA of Arabis nemorensis, 3381 nucleotides long. NCBI's taxonomy places the organism in Eukaryota, Viridiplantae, Streptophyta, Magnoliopsida, Brassicales, Brassicaceae. The record is from the annotation of a GenBank genome assembly.